AUGGCUCAGUCAGACACCAAAUCAGAGUUCAGCGUGCUUGAUGCGAGUAUUUCCGAGCUUCAGGAUGCCCUCUCAUCCGGAGUACUCACCAGUGUGGACCUCGUCGCCCGAUAUCUUCGACGUAUCAGUAUCUACGACGCCAAUGGACCCAAACUCAGUGCCAUACCUAUUUUGAACCCAGCCGUAUUCGAAGAGGCUGCUGCGUCAGAUGCUCGACGAGUCUCAGGAAAUCCUCCACGGCCAUUGGAGGGUAUUCCAUACCUGGUGAAAGACAAUAUCAAAGUCAAGGGAAUGGUGGUGGCGAAUGGCUCACCCGCAUUCGAGCACUUAAUUGCAAAUGAAGAUGCUACUUGCGUGCGUAUUCUGCGAGAGGCUGGUGCAGUUCUUCUAGGCAGGACUAAUAUGCCUGCCAUGGCAUAUGGUGGCAUGCAGCGUGGAGUUUGGGGUCGUGCUGAAAGUCCUUACAACAGUGACUUUUUAGCAGCUGCCUAUGCUUCUGGCUCAUCGAAUGGGUCGGCUGUUGCUACGAGCUCGAAUUUCUGUGCCUUUUCUCUUGGGACGGAAACUGUCUCGUCGGGUCGUUCACCUGCAUCAAAUAAUGCUGUUGUCGCUUAUACACCAUCCAAGGGUCUUCUUCCACUUCGUGGAGUCUUCCCUCUUUACCCAACUUGCGAUGUCUUAGUACCCCACACUAGGACAGUCGCUGAUCUUUUUCAAGUGCUUGACGUAUUAGCAACAUCCGAUGAAGAUCCACUUGGGGACUUUUACCGCGAACAAUCUAUCACACCCUUACCCUCGAUAGACGCUAUCCGACCGGAGACUUUCUCCAUCCUCCAGGAUAAAUCAUCCUUACAGGGAAAGCGCAUUGGUAUCCCGUCAAUGUAUAUUAGGGGUGAUGACUCCAGCAUUUUACCUGUCAGUCGAGUCCACCCUCGAGAAUCAAUCAUAAAGCUCUGGCAAGCAGCGCGUCAAGCCCUUGAAGCAUGUGGCGCCGAAGUUAUCGAGACAGACUUCCCACUUGUGACAACAUACGAAAAGAACGCAGGAUCAGGCCAACUUGUCACAGUCGCGAAUCUCCCAGAAGGUUGGGCUGCCAAAGAAAGAUGCGAGGUUGUAGCGCACGCAUGGGACGAUUUCUUAGUCUCGAACGGCCAGACAGGUCUCGAAUCACUCACACGCGUGCAACCUGAUACUAUUUUCCCUCUCGCGCCAGAAUCGCUACUUGGAACACCCGAAGCAACUAAUAAACCUCGCUGGAACGAGAUCGUUGAGUAUCCGAACAAGAAGCCAUCCUCCAUUUUCGAGAUCCCAGGAAUGAAACAGGCGGUUCUAGCUCUGGAAGAGGCACGCAAAGAGACUUUUGAGAAGUGGAUGGAUAAACUUGGUCUUGAUGCUGUUGUCUUUCCUGCUAUCGCAGAUGUUGGUGCUGCGAAUGCAGAUGUUGAUGAACAGGCUUCGCGGUAUGCUUGGAGUAAUGGAGUCAGAUACUCGAAUGGAAAUCGACCUAUUCGCCAUCUUGGCGUGCCGACUAUUUCUGUUCCGAUGGGUAUCAUGGAGGACAUCAAGAUGCCUGUCAGUUUGACUUUUGCUGGGAAAGCAUAUGAGGAUAUCAGCCUGUUGCGAUAUGGGUUUGCGUUUGAGAUGGCUACAAAAAGUCGGAUUCAACCACACCUUGUACCUGCUCUAGAUUCAGAUCAUAUUGCACUGGGAAAUGGUUCUCCGACUGGGAACACCAAGUUGGAACUUGCACUUGCGGUGAAUGUGCAGAAAAAAGAGAUCCUUGACUCAAAGGUCCUUGUCCAUAUUGAAGGGUUUAUACCUUCAAAAUGUGCCACACUUUCCGCCUAUGUCAAUGGUCAGCCAUGCAAAGCUAUCAUUAAUGGCGAGAAGUGGUCCAUUCAAACGUCAUAUCCCGUCUCUGAACGGGAUGAAAAGUGGACACAAUGGGCAAGCCCAGCACUCAAGCAGACUAUUGUUCUCAUUAUAGCUAACACAAGCGGUGGACUUACAGCUGGGAAGUUAAUUCUUCUGUGA
Penicillium malachiteum is the source of this 2034-nucleotide messenger RNA. Its product is annotated as amidase family protein. NCBI's taxonomy places the organism in Eukaryota, Fungi, Ascomycota, Eurotiomycetes, Eurotiales, Aspergillaceae. The transcript has a single exon. The coding region runs from base 1 to 2034 and encodes 677 amino acids. The record is from RefSeq and is a predicted model, not a curated record.